Megachile rotundata (alfalfa leafcutting bee) is the source of this 2730-nucleotide messenger RNA. RefSeq names its product NADPH:adrenodoxin oxidoreductase, mitochondrial. Gene Ontology annotation, molecular function: oxidoreductase activity; methyltransferase cap1 activity. NCBI's taxonomy places the organism in Eukaryota, Metazoa, Arthropoda, Insecta, Hymenoptera, Megachilidae. Gene Ontology annotation, cellular component: cytoplasm; nucleus. Gene Ontology annotation, biological process: 7-methylguanosine mRNA capping; methylation. The record is from RefSeq and is a predicted model, not a curated record.
ACAUUCAUAUUUCACAACGAAAUUAUAAAAAUUUUUGAAAAAUAAUGAGGGGUGCCGCACAUGCGCGAAAAAACCCGUCCAAUAUCUCAUCAUUGAUCACAUCAUUGCUUCAAACAAAGAAGAGGGGAUAGAAAUUUGCUUGUUACAAAUCACAAAACUGUUGCUUGUUAGGAAUCGAUACUGUAUUACGUAUUUACAUUACAGUGUAUAAAUUUGUUUGUCUUAUAAUCGAAUAACCUAAUACAGACAUUUACUGAAUAUUAAGUAAAAUAAAGCUAUUUCUAUAGUACAAGGUGAGAAAUAAUUUUGACGUUUGAAUACAAGAAGACAGCCGAGAUGUUGCAUGAAAAACAACCUAACAAAAAUGUUUAAAAUUAUGUUUUUUUCGAAAAAAAGAACUUAAUGUUUAUUGUUCAUUAAUUGUAUUUUUUUUUUAUACGUUUUUCGUUUGUUUUGAACUACGAAGAAAAAGUUUAGUUUACUGAAAGUAUAAUUGUUUCAUUUGUGCAGCUUAAGUUGUAUGAAUGAUUUGAACAAAACAAUGGAACUAGAGGAGCAUAUUUCGCAAACAAUGCAAACACCGUUUGCAACAAAGAAUCCAUCACAUCAUAAGAAACAAACUGCAAAUGAACAUAUAAAUAAUUUAUUCAGGAAGCAUUUUCCCAUUGUAAAUAAUGGACAUUAUUCGUUGCCUGAACCAAAACUAAUGUUUAAGGACUGUCUGUGGAAAGUGAAAGAAUUACAAAUUUUGAAGGAUGAAUUAAAUAAUGUAAAAAGCUAUUUAGAUAAGUAUGAUAGUCACGAAUGGCAGUUGCAUACAAGAUUAAGAAACAUUGCAAAAAAUGUUAUGACAAAUCUAAGAAUCAAAGUUGAGCCAGAACUUUUAACUCAAGCAUGGUGUAAAUUUUAUGAGAUAGUCUCAAGCUUUCCUUUAGUACCAGUAAAUCAUAUUAAUCGUAAUAAUAAAAGCUUUACAUCUAUUCAUUUGUGUGAAGCACCUGGAGCUUUUAUUACAUCUUUAAACCAUUGGUUAAAAACUAAUGAACCUGACAUACAGUGGAACUGGAUUGCUAUGACAUUAAAUCCGUAUUAUGAAGGUAACCCAUCAUCUGUGAUGAUCGAUGAUGAUAGAUUCAUAAGACAUACAUUAGAUCAUUGGUGUUUUGGAGAAGACAAUACUGGAAAUAUUAUGAAUUUAAGUAAUUUAGAUGAACUUAUAAAAGUUUCAGAACUAGAAAAUAAUAUAUUUUUAAUUACUGCUGAUGGCAGUAUAGACUGUACAGAUGUUCCUGCAGAACAAGAAAGUGUUCUGACACAUUUACAUUUCUGCGAAACUGUUGCAGCUUUGCAUCUACUAGCUACAGGAGGUAGCUUCUUAUUAAAAAUUUUUACCACAUUUGAAUGCAAUACAAUAUGUUUGCUUUACUUAUUAUCUUGUUGUUUUGAUAAUGUCAAUGUGAUAAAACCAAUAACAAGUAAAGAAGGAAAUUCAGAGACAUAUGUAGUGUGCAUAAACUUUAAAGGACCAACAUUUAUUUCCCCAUAUUUAGAAAAACUUAGAGAACACUAUGACCAUGGUCCUCAACAGGCAAUAUUUAGUGAAUCUGAUAUUCCACCUGAAUUUAUAGAACAGAUCAUAGAAUGCAGCAAAUUCUUUAAAGCACAUCAAUGUCUAGUCAUAGAGAAUAAUAUUAUUACAUUUAAAUCUACUAAUCGUAAAAUGUUACAUGAUCUGAAACAAAUGCAAUAUAUAGUUGCUGAUAAAUAUAUCAAAGAUUAUAACUUACAAAAACUGAAAUCAGGAGAAAUUGUAGGAAAAGCAGUUGCAUUAGAAAAAAGUACUAAUACUAAUGAACAUAGGAGGACAUUACAAGGAUCUUAUCAUGAACGUUGUGAACAACAACAUUUAUCACCUUCAGAACGAUUAGAAAGUUUUUGUAAUGAUUUUAACAAACUGAAGCUACAUGUAAAAUCCAAUACAUGUAUGAAAUAUGAGUCUACCAAAUUACCAGAAAAUUUACAUAUAUGUUCUGGAAAAAUCUUUCAUAGAAUAUGCAAUUCAAAAUUUUGCAGCAGAAUUGCUUUAAAAAUAAAAAAUGGUGUUGAUGACAUCCUUAUGACAUUGGGUUACAAAAUACAGUUUCCUUCCACAGAAAGUAUAAAAAAAUUAGAAGAUGAAGUUUUUAAUAAAUUUCAACAUAAAGUUCUAGUUUUUCCAAGUACAAAUGAAUAUGAUAGCCAUAAAAUAAUUACUAAAAUUUGUGAUACAAUACAAUGUCUUAACAGUGGAGAAACUUUAAUUUUAAUUGGUUAUCCAUUACUCACUUACCUUAGUGUUGGACUUCUUUAUAUUUUAAGCUGUACAUUUAGUGUACUGAAAGUAACAGCUAGUAACGAUUUAGGCUUAAAAAUUACUUUAGAAAAUUAUAACUCCAAUCUCAAAGCGUUAGAAUUCUUACAUGAAAUUAAAGCUGCUUCUGUCAACAUUGAAAAACAAGGAAAAGCUGUUCUGGAGAUAAUCCCGGUAUCAGUUUUAUAUGAAGGAUUUAAUUUAUGUUAUUCAGCAGAAGAAUUUAAUUGUUGGGUUAUAAAAACAUAUAUUGACUAUGUAUUAUAUAAGGUGAAAGACAAUACUAUUGAUGGGAAAAGUAAUACAUAAAAUAUAUGCUCUGUAAAAAGCCAAAGUUGUAUUACUUUUGGUAUAAUAAACACUAACUACAUGUUUGUAAA